CACAUCAGAGUCCGGGGCCGAGAGGCUGUGUUGAGUAGCGUUAAGGGGAUCCUGAAUUUGUAUUUUUGUCCAGUGCACGUGUAUCUUUCUCCAUAGAAGCUACCACUUGGGGAUUGAUUUUUGGCUAGCAGGAGGCAGCAAGCUAAGAUAACUCGAAGUAAGAAAGUUUUCAAAGCUGACGAUGAAAAGACUUUAUAAGAACGACUGUCAAAACAGCUCGAGCGACUUCAACCACUCCAGGAAGGCAUGUUGAACAAGAUAAACUGGAGUGAAGCCCAGCUCAGAGCCAUGUCCCCAGAUGGGAUGUAGGGAUAAUGGCGCCUCCUCAGCAGCCAUGAUGCAUUGACUGCUGAUGCUGCAAGGGCUGGAAUCCAAAUAUGAGAUUCUGAGUCAAGAAAGUGGCCUUCAGAAGCACAAAGAACCAGGAGAGCAGCGUGAGUCUGAACAACAGAAUGCUCCAGGUGAGCAAGAACAUCUUUGCCACAUACGGGACCAUGAAUUUCUGGGAGGCAUGGAAUAGAAGCAACCCCUAACAACUGAGUUAGAAGCUUAGAUGAAAGAAAACAGGCUCCAACUGAAGACAGACCUUCCAGGCUCUGUGUUCUCUUCAGAAACUCAUAAAACGUGGUUCUUCAUGGGAAGGACAGCACUGUUUGAUUUCCCUCCUACAACUUUUCAUUUACAUUACACACUGAGAGGAUCAUAAGACACAACUGUCACUGUCUGAAGGCAGAAAUUGCCAUGACUGACAAAAGCAAGAAGUGGUUUUCCUGAAUCACAGGAUGACUCAGGAAUAAAGGCUGGGAAUUGAAAAGAAGAAGGGGAAGAAAACAGCACAAAACAUUUGGUGUAAGAAGUCUUGAAUCAGGGUGGACCCCUAUGGAGGUAAGCUGUUUCUAGUGUAAUAGUCUGACCUUCAUGCCUUGGGCCAACCUGCUUCUCCCAGAAUGGAUCCUGAAGCUGCCCAGCUGGAGAAGCAGCAUGUGCACGAUGUGUACAAGAGCACCGCCCCCUACUUCAGUGACCUGCAGAGCAAAGCCUGGCCUCGAGUCCGCCAGUUCCUCCAGGACCAGAAGCCCGGCAGCCUCAUUGCCGACAUCGGUUGUGGAACUGGAAAGUAUCUUAAAGUGAACAGCCAGGUCCAUAUCCUGGGCUGCGAUUACUGUGGGCCAUUGGUAGAGAUUGCCCGGAAUAGAGGAUGUGAAGUCAUGGUAUGUGACAACCUUAAUCUCCCCUUUAGGGAUCAGGGCUUCGAUGCCAUCAUCUCCAUAGGAGUCAUACAUCAUUUUUCUACAAAACAAAGAAGAAUCAGAGCAGUAAAAGAAAUGACCAGGAUCUUAGCUCCUGGAGGCCAACUGAUGAUUUAUGUUUGGGCAAUGGAACAGAAGAACCGCCACUUUGAGAAGCAAGAUGUUCUCGUCCCAUGGAAUAGAGCCUUAUGUUCCCAGCUCUUCUCAGAAUCCAGCCCGUCUGGGAGGCAGAGGCAGUGUGGGCAUCCAGAAACAAGCCGUCCUCCCUGCCCUGAGUAUAGCUGUUCUGUUUGUUUCAAGGAACGAUGUACUUCAAAGCGAUCCCAUAGCUUGGAGUAUGAACCUGUCAUGACUAGGACCUGUUGCAGAAGUAUUUUGAAGGAAGGUGAGGAAGAAAAUGGAUUUUAUAACACAUUAGAAAAAUCUUUCCGUUCCUGGUUUUUCUCCAGAUCUUUGGAUGAAUCCACUCUGAGGAAGCAAAUUGAAAGUGUGAGACCCUUGAGAAACACAGAAGGCUGGGCCAGUGACACGGUAUCAGUCCAGCCCUCCAGACUCCCUAGUUUAGACUUUGAACGCCAAGAGCCAUUUACAACAAAAGAGCCAAGCUUAGAUGAGGAAGUGUUUCUGGAAACUUCUCAGAAACACUUGCAGUGGUUGAGAGCACCAGGUACUUCGAAGCAUUUAAAUGGAGACCAAGGAGGAAACAGAAGAAAUGGAGGAGAGGCUUUUCUGCCCAGUGAGAACUGUGUAGAAUCAGGUGCCUUAGAGAAAGGCUUCCCUUCUGAUGGUAAAAUACCGAGAAGAAUUUCUACAGUCAGUUCCACAGAUUCUGACCCAGAUGACACAAUUUCUGCUGACAAACAACAGCCCAACAUUUUGGAUUCAAGGGCCUUUAUGCGCUAUUACCACGUAUUUCGAGAGGGCGAGCUCUGUGGUCUCCUGCGGGAGAAUGUGUCUGAACUCCAUAUUCUGAGCUCCUGGAAUGAUCAUGGCAACUGGUGUAUUGUUGCAGAGAAAAAAGAAAAGCUGUGACUAACUGGAUCAUCUGGGUCAACAUCUCCGAAAGAUGAGCCAUGAUCUUUUCUCUAGCAUUGAAAGUGAAAGGCUAAAUUAGUUAUCUAAAUUAGCACCCAAUUUUAUUAUAUUUUAAAAUCUAUGUAUGCUUUGGUUUAGAGACUAAGAAUUGCCUAUCUUUUUAAUCUUUGAGCUGGGAUAUAGCUCAGCGGCACAGCGCCUUUUUGGCAAGCACAAGGUCGUGAGUUCAAUUCCUGGUACCAAAAGAAAGAUUGCUAAUCUUUGAGUAAGCACAGAAUCUAGCAUUUAGCAUAGGAUAUUUGUGCUUAGAUGUUAAUAAAAAUGAUCUGAAAAAGCAAUACAAAAUGCACUUUAGUACAGUUUAGAUUUUAUUCCCAAUAAAAAGAAAUUCUUAUAAGAAUAUAUGUAUAUUAGUUUUCAGUAUUAUACAUUGAUUUUAAAAGAUUCUACUCUUAAAUAUACCUUUAAAAACAGUAUUUUUAUAGUAUAAGGACAUAAUUUCUGGUUCCAGGUAAUAAUUUAUAACAAGGAAACCUGUUCCAUCGUUUAGAUAUUACAGUUUAUUGAACCAUGGGAUGGGGUAUUUUGUUGCUAAAAAUAUCUUGUUUCUAUUUAAAGUCUUCAGAAAAAUGGGAGAUAAUGGAUAGAAACAUAAAAGCUGUGGGGACUUUUCUAAAUCAUAAGCAAACUUCCUUCAGGAUAAGUACUGUAAAUAUCAAGCUUCUGAGUGUUGCUGGAAAUUUUAACUGUUAGCAGGGACUGGAUGUGACUCAGUGGUAGAACAUAUACCCAGCAGACAUAAGGCCCUGAGUUUGAAUCCCAGCACUGUAUGGAAAAUAAGGAAAUGAAAUAAGUAGAAUGAAAGCACUGUUAGCAUGCAGGGCGUGUGGUACAGGCAUAUGAGGAGUUGUUCUGAGUACUCUGGUGACACUUAUUCCUAAAAGUAUCAGAAGCAUGAGUAGCCACUUAAGAUAACACCAGAUUUAGUUGAUCAUUUUAAAAUCAAUAAUUAUGCUUUUCUUCUGAAUUGGAGAGAUACUGAAGAAAGUCUGGUUGGAGCACUGUUUUAUUUUGGCUCCACGGACAAAUACAUUGGUAGUGUGCUGGAUUCUGAGCUUUAAGCUUUAUAGCAAAUAUACACUGUGAUUCUCUAUUUUGUUUUUCACAAACUGAACAAUAUAGCAUGGUAAGAGGCUUGGAUCACAAAAUACAAAAGUAGUUCUACCUUGGCUCUCUUAGAAUGCACUUAGCAUGAAAGCCCAAAGAGAAACUUAAAACCAAUCAACAAGAAAAUACUAACUGUGAAUUACAAAACUUUUUGAUUUACUGGGGACUUACAAUUUGUGACACAUUAAUAAGGAUGUGAAUCAUUCAGUUAUACUCAAUGUUCUAUGCCCUCUUGAUGCAGGCUUCACCCAGUUGCUUACCCAUGAAUAAUUAAUCACUUUAUCUGGGAGGGAUCCAAGCUGUUAUUUAAUCUGUCUGACUAAUCUGAUGGACCACUUGUGAGAGCUGAGUGUCCAGCUGGAUCCCCACAUGCAAGUAAAUAAUGAAUGCAAAUGAAACAACGUAUUUUCUCCAUAGGGAAUUUUGUUUCUCUGUAGAUGCUACCUCUACGUAGAAAAAACAGUGAGUCAUAAUUCAUUUGUAGUCAGUGUAACUGAAUAUUGAAUUCCCUGAGCAAAUUACAGUUACAUCUUUGUUCAUCAAGGAGGGAAUUUGGUUGAAGAAGAGGCAUUCUUUUACGAGCUAAUCAUGUUAUAUCCACUUAAAUAUUCUAGUAAAUGUAUACAGAUGGACACUACUAGGAAAGGUUUGCUUUUCUACUCUAUUUAUGCAGAACAUUUUCAACACUUAAGGCCCACUGACUGGGACCUGAGUGGAAUUUCUGAGACACUGAAUAAGUGUGUGGAUCUGUCCUGGUUUCUGUAGAUGCUCUUAAUUUCAUAUCUGUGUAAAUAUAUAUACAUGCAUCUAUUCCUA
Messenger RNA from Chinchilla lanigera (long-tailed chinchilla), 4268 nucleotides. It is a transcript of the gene Trmt9b, whose product is annotated as KIAA1456 ortholog. The record is from RefSeq and is a predicted model, not a curated record. Bases 948 to 2282 code for a protein of 444 amino acids. Gene Ontology annotation, molecular function: tRNA binding; S-adenosylmethionine-dependent methyltransferase activity. Lineage: Eukaryota; Metazoa; Chordata; Mammalia; Rodentia; Chinchillidae. Gene Ontology annotation, biological process: tRNA wobble uridine modification. Gene Ontology annotation, cellular component: nucleus; cytoplasm. The transcript is spliced from 8 exons.